Messenger RNA from Daucus carota subsp. sativus, 2987 nucleotides. Its product is annotated as disease resistance protein RPV1-like. The coding region runs from base 602 to 1963 and encodes 453 amino acids. Gene Ontology annotation, biological process: signal transduction. Lineage: Eukaryota; Viridiplantae; Streptophyta; Magnoliopsida; Apiales; Apiaceae. The transcript has 2 exons. The record is from RefSeq and is a predicted model, not a curated record.
CAAUGUCUACUUACAAGCACUGCAAUGCCGAGCUAUUCGAAAGGUUGCCAAACCUAAGAUUAAUAAAAUUAGUUGAUGUCUAUGCUAUCAAAGGAAAUUUCAAAGCUUCAUUUCAUGAGUUGAGGUACAUCAGUUGGCAUGGCUGUCCUUAGACCCAUUUACCUUAUGGUGUUCAUCUACAAAAACUUGUUGUUUUAGACAUGCCAUUCAGCAGAUUUGAAACAUUGUGGAGGAUUGCUAAGUUACCAUGUUUGCGUCACUUGAAUUUGGAAGGAUGCAAAUACUUGAAGGAAUUGCCCCACUCAAUUGGACAGUCGACUGCUCUAUACCAUUUGAAGUUGAAUGAUUGUGUGAAUCUAAAACAACUUCCCAAACCCAUUACACAAUCGACUACUCUGAGUCGAUUGAAUAUGAGUGGUUGUGAAAAUCUGCAACUUUUGCCGGAGCAACUGGGCGAUUUGAAAGGCCUAAAGUGGCUUGAUGCAAGUUCUACAGCAAUUGGGCAACUGCCAGAUUCAAUUGCUCACUUGAAGAAAUUAUAGUUCAUUUGAAUUUGAGCAAUUGCAAGAAGCUUAGAAAGUUGCCUGAGCGAUUUGGAAACAUGGAAGGCUUGGAGAAGUUUGAUGCUGUUGGUAGUGCAAUCGAACAACUGCCAGACUCGUUUUCAAACCUGCUUGAUUUAAGAUCUCUGAAUCUGAGAGCAUGUUCGCAGCUGAAGAGAUUGCCUGAGCAGUUGGGGAAGAUGCAGUGUCUACAAUUCCUAGAUGCAUCUGUCACAGCAAUUGAAGAAUUACCGGAUUCUAUUGGAUUACUGCCUAGGAUACAAAACUUGAUUUUCGAGCGAUGCAAGAAGCUUACAUAUGUUCCAAAUAGCAUCUGCAAUCUUAAAUCACUUGAAUAUUUAAAUCUUUUCAUCGGUGAGGACAUAAUAAAAAUUGAGUUGUUUGAGGCUGUGAAUGAUAUGAACUUGAAGGAGCUGACACUGAGUGGUAAUAUAAGAGUUUGUUUGCCCAUCAUUCUAAGCUUCUCUUCUCUGACAGUUUUAACACUCACUGAUGUGUGCGGGAGUCCCUCCCCAACCAAACCCUUUAGUUUCUUUCAGCUUUUCAACCUUCAGAGUCUUGGUCUGUAUAACUGUACAAGUCAUGGGUCCUCCUUUCCCGAACUACCACUGAAUUUAGAAGAGUUGGACGUAGAUAACCACGCUUCACUGGAACAAGUACCUGAUUUGUCCCACCUCAAACAGUUGAAGAUUAUGUCCAUUGGGAGAUGCUGCAGCCUUCAAUCUCUCCACAAACUUCCACCUCAUCUCUCACUCCUUCGAGUUGAGGAUUGUACAAGCCUACAAGAGUUUCCAGAUCUGUCAAUGUUGAGAGAUUUAGAAACACUGGAUGUUACUGGCAAUGGCAGCAAUUUAAAAGUCAGUUUAGAGGAGAAUCACCUUCAGCUUCAGGUUAGUGGUGUAGUUGGUCUUUCUCUUCCACUUACACUCGUACAUAUUAAAUCCAUCUCCAUUCAUCUUUUUAUCUUACAGCUAAGAGAGAAUGAUGAUACAUUUAUAGCAACUAUACCAAACAAGGAAAUUCCCGAGUGGUUCAACUAUAAAAACAGGGAAGGGUGCACACUAUCCUUUGAUGUUCCGCCAAACUUGGGAGAUAACUUUGCGGGUGUCGCCUUCUGGGUUGUUUAUAAAUCCUCCUCCCAAGAAUCUAAUUAUCUUAAAGCUGUUAUUACAAAUAAAACAGAGGAUACCACGACAACUAUCCCGAUUACUGGUUCUAGUUGUCGUGGAAUGGAUGACGUGGAAUCAGCUAUACGUUGCAUAUGGGCAGAGGACUUAUCAAUAGCGAAGGGAGAAAAUAUUAUGAUUUCUUUUGAGUGGAACCCUUUAUGUGAUACAGAAGUGAAAAUGUGCGGGGCUCACAUGCUAAAACACCCUUUCAAGAAGAGCCUUCAGGCAUAGCCAAACAAAAUGUUAGUAUAAUUUACUUUUUCAGGAAAAUGUUGUACAAUUACAAAAAUUGGAUAAUUCAUCGGAACGAUUCCAGGUUUUUCUAAGCUAGGAACGGAGUUGUGGGCGAUUUACGCCCCAAUGAGGAGGGCUAUGAUCAAAAGUUACGACUCUGUUAUAGUCGAAACAGACAAUCUCGAGGCGUUUCAGGUGGUCCAUGGUUUCAACACAGGAGGUGCCCCUGCUCCGGUGUUUGACAUCGUGUCUCAGAUUUGGAUUCUCUUGAAGGAUCGCCGUUGGGUUUGUGGCUUAGCAUAUGUCUUCCCGGCUAGGAACCAUGUCGCUCGAUUUGUGGCUCGAAUAGGGAGGGAAGUGUGUGAUUGUUUAUACACAUUCAAUCGUAUGGUAGGCCCCAUGGAAGAACUUAUUGAUUGGGACAUGGGGCUGGGAGUUAAUCACCCAGACUUCAUGGAUGUGCUGGUGCCUGAUGACGCCCAGGAUCCAGUCAACUUCAAUGUGGCAGCAGGCUUUGCGAAUCAGAUGCAUGGUCAAGAAGUGGCUCAGGCUGAAGUGCAGCCAAAUAAUAACAUGCAGAAUGCAUGGUGAGCCGCGGGCAGCUGGGGGAGAAUGGCGGAUUGCAGCAGGCUAAUCAAGGUAUGGAAAAUGGUGGUGUGCAUAACCCCUUUCAAGCUCCUCCAGUGCUGUUUGACGAGCCAGUAGGUGAUCAUGAGGAGAUUUUUCAGCUUGGCAGGGCAGGAAAUGGUUUCUUAUUUGCUGGCGGACCCCCCUUUGGAUGAUAUAGAUUAGGGUUUGGUCAUCAGGUUUCUGGUUCCUUAUGUCCUGCUGCACUUGUAGUUAUAUGUUGUCGAGUGUAGCAGAAUAAGCUUGUUUAGUUUAGUAGAAGUAGCAGUUUCUCCUUCAGUUUAGGUGUAGUCUUUUAGGUUGUGUGAUGUGCAGCUUACUCUUAUCUCUUGUUGGAGAUAGAAUUUAAUCAAUAAAAGUCUUGCUUUUCCAAAAAAAAUAAAUCGGAAUUGAA